AUGUGGAGAAUAGAGAAGAGUUUUAAGAAGAACGAAACAAUCGGAGAAUUAAAACUUGCCACAAGGACGAUGGUUCCGACUACGCUACCCAGUGACAGCAUGCGCCAUUCUCUUAAACGACUCUCUCGCGAAAUGCGGGAGGAGAAAUUUGGGUUUCUGUUCACUUUUGUCGCCUCCGUUUUCUACUUUCAACACAAAGUGAAAGUGAACAAGCCGCUGAUUCCUGGAAAAGGAGCAACUUCUUCAAGCAAACCGUUGCGGAAGAGAGACGAAGACGCGGCUCUCGUCUCUCUCUCUCUCCCGUCGCCUCUGGCUGACCCAGGACUUGAACAAACGCAGCUGUGGCGCGGCCGUCGCACGGCCCCAGGCCGCUAGAAGUCUUCAACUGCAAGUGGAAGGCAUGCACACUGGUACAAAACAAGCUGCAAAAGGCGAGGGGAGACGGAAUAAAAAAAGUCC
This is a messenger RNA of Toxoplasma gondii ME49, 459 nucleotides long. RefSeq lists its product as hypothetical. The record is from RefSeq and is a predicted model, not a curated record. The transcript has 2 exons. NCBI's taxonomy places the organism in Eukaryota, Apicomplexa, Conoidasida, Eucoccidiorida, Sarcocystidae. Bases 1 to 375 code for a protein of 124 amino acids.